CAACAAUUUGGAAUUUUUCAUUCAAAAUUAAACAACAAAAUUAAAAGACACUACGCACAGCGCCCGAACUGAUUUUACUCUGUUGGACAUCAGCUGUUGAACCAAGUUCCCGUAUCGUGAUUUCCCAUGUCUUCGGCUUGGUAGCUUGCCUCCCGAUCCCACUCAAAAUGGAGAGAUCAGGUGGGAGUGACUUGAAGGCGAAGAAAUCCAAACAGGCUGUACGCCAGAAAAAGUCGGAUGCGGCAAGUCAGAAGACUAGCGAAAUCAGCAUAAAGAAAACUGCCCAAACCGGAUUCUAUAAUCAAGACAGCGAUGAUGAUACGCUUGGGUUGGAGGAAAUGCUUAAGAACGACUUUAGCCUGAUCGUGAGCGUGACUCCCAAGCCAGAGGAUGCAUUUUGUACCAAGUCGUCAGAGUAUCAGCUGGCCUCGCAUUGGUACAAGAAAAUACUCGGCAUGAAUAGCUACACACUUGACGAAUUGCGCUUGCGGCAGGCUUACAUGAGUCGCUUGAGCGUAUGCCUGCAUAAGAAGCGUCUGUCCGGGGUCUUCACUGAAGUGCCCGGCCUGAAAUUGGGCUGGGUUGACUUCACAGAGAAGGCCGACAAUUAUAUAUGCUGUUCGGGAGCGAUGGCCAAUUCGGCUGCUUGGCAGAAUGUGUCAUCAAUGAUGCAGCAACAGCAACAAUUGGUAAGAUCAGCUGGCAACUGUUGCGGACAGGGAACCAAAUCGGGCCAGUGUUGCUCCCGCUCUCUCGGUGGCACCAACUCGCGAAAGCCGCCACAAAAGCCCGCACACAAAGUCACAUGCAAAUUGAAGCCGAAGCUUGUGCCCCGCCAUAUGGGCAAGUCGAAGGACUCGGUGGCUAGUCAGCCAGACAGUGCCGAUGAGCUGGCAGUACCCAGUUCCAGUGGUCAUCGGGAGCACUGGCCCAUCGAUGAGGAGGCGCGCACGGAUAUGAAAUAUCUGUUAGAAGCGAUCAAGAACGAGUUGCAAAGCCAGGGUAAUAGCGAACCGGAUGACUAUCUGGAACUGGAGCUGACGCGCUAUCGUGAAUUCUAUGCACUCCAUCGGCAGACUAAAGCCGACCGGAAGGCCAUUACGGCUGCGAAGGAUCCACAGAAGGAGCGAAUCUUCAUGCUGCUCAACAUGCAAAAGGAUUUGGUCAAGUUGUUGUCUGAAUGAAAAAUUCAAGCCAUAGGUUUUUUAUCUUGU
Drosophila arizonae is the source of this 1214-nucleotide messenger RNA. RefSeq lists its product as uncharacterized. The record is from RefSeq and is a predicted model, not a curated record. Lineage: Eukaryota; Metazoa; Arthropoda; Insecta; Diptera; Drosophilidae.